AUGACUCGGGCUCCAAAAGGGCUGUUGCUUGCAGCAACGGUGACGUGCCUCCUCUUUCUACUGCUUUUGGAUUCCGCCAUGGCCAAGGGCAAUGGCCACGCGUUCACUUCCGGCCCUUUGAGCAGUCGCGUCAAGUUCCCCAAUUUCCAGUCCACUGACCUGCUCCACCUAUUCGGCUCGGCCAUCUCAUACCACCGCAAGGCCGUGCGCCUCACCUCCGCGGAGCACUCCGCGGGCGCGGCCAUUCUCCGCACGCCCAUCGUCCUCCUCGACCGCCCGGGCAACUCCGCCAACAGCUCCACCUGUCGUGCGCUCGCCUGGAGCUCCAUCUUCAACUUCCGCGUGAGCGGGCCCGCGGACGGCUUCGCCAUGGUGCUCUGGCCGCGCUUGCGCAACCUGGGCUCCGCAGACGGGUAUAUGGGGUACGCGGGGGACGUGCGCUACCGCCGCUCGCGCGCGCUGGCUAUAGAGUUCGACACGUACCAUAACACGUGGGAUCCGAAGCCCAGUUACAGCGCCAAUGGCGCGGAUGGCGGAUCCAGGGGCGCGCUCGUGGCGAGCCACGUGGGGAUCAACCUGCGCAACUCCGCCAGGUCCCUCUCCGCGGAAACGCUCGUUGCGCCGCUAAACGACACCAAAAUCUGGCGCGCGUGGGUGAUCUACAACGGCCUCGACCUGGCGGUGUACGUGGGGCGCGGGCGCAAGCGGCCGCGGCGGGCGGUGAUGCGUGGAAGGAUGAACCUGUGCGCGGUGCUGAAGAAGCCCGGGUUCUUCGUGGGGUUCACCGCGUCAUCCGCAGGCUCCCCCGCCGUGCACGACAUCCUCAGCUGGACCUUCUCAGUCUCUUCGGCGGUAUCGCAGCUGUGUCCCACGUGCCUGAGCACCACAGAGACCAAGACCGCCGUGGCGUGUUGCUCGCCCUUCCGCUGCUGCAACGGCUACUGCCUUGCGCCCACUGAGCUCUGUGGCGGCAGCAAGUGCUGCGGCAGUGUGAGUGCCGUGCACGCCUCAACCUCCCUGCGAAUGGGCGAGUGUGCUGGGCGAACAGGUGCUGCAGUGUUACCAGCAUUUGCAUGA
Molecule: messenger RNA, 1077 nt
Organism: Closterium sp. NIES-65
Lineage: Eukaryota; Viridiplantae; Streptophyta; Zygnematophyceae; Desmidiales; Closteriaceae
Source: the annotation of a GenBank genome assembly